This is a messenger RNA of Acanthopagrus latus (yellowfin seabream), 1576 nucleotides long. It is a transcript of the gene rpp40, whose product is annotated as ribonuclease P/MRP 40 subunit. The coding region runs from base 106 to 1170 and encodes 354 amino acids. Lineage: Eukaryota; Metazoa; Chordata; Actinopteri; Spariformes; Sparidae. Gene Ontology annotation, biological process: endonucleolytic cleavage in ITS1 to separate SSU-rRNA from 5.8S rRNA and LSU-rRNA from tricistronic rRNA transcript (SSU-rRNA, 5.8S rRNA, LSU-rRNA); tRNA 5'-leader removal; tRNA 3'-end processing. The transcript is spliced from 8 exons. Gene Ontology annotation, cellular component: multimeric ribonuclease P complex; ribonuclease MRP complex. Gene Ontology annotation, molecular function: ribonuclease MRP activity; ribonuclease P activity. The record is from RefSeq and is a predicted model, not a curated record.
UAUCGUCACAGGAAGUGUGUUGUUAGCUUCCUGUUCACAGAUAAGCGUUACAUAAAGUCCAAGUGAAGUGAUAAUAAAAUAAAGUGUUAUAAAGUUCUAGUGAAGAUGUCUGUUGAUCUGGAUCAGACACCUCGGUCUCUGCUGGUCUGUGAUCGGUCCAGUUUCCUGAACGAGAAGAACCGGAUCAGUUCUCAGGUGGAGCAGCUGCACUUCAACUACAAGGUGUCUCUGCUGCUGCCAGAGUGUAGCUCCGCCCCCUCUCACCUGGACACUGUAUUCAGCAGUUUCAACAGUUUCUACCUGAUCAGGAACAUGCCCAUAUAUGAACUGCUGGACAAACACUUCCUGAAGACGGCAGUGUACCAGGGUAGUGUGUAUGGUGUGUCGUACAGAACCAGAAUCGAUGAAGAUAACUGUGUUGCCCUGAUGCCAAAUGGUCACCUGUCUCUCUCUCUGGAUAAAGACUCCUUUGAGCUGUUGGGAGCUGAGGGGAAACCGUCCAGAUUCAACCACAGAACAACCUGCAGAUACGUCGUAUGUGUAGAUCUGACUGACAGCAGCAUGGCUCCUGGUGGGCGGGGCUACCAGCGACUCCUCACAGGUCUGAGGUCACGUCUGCAACUGAAGACAGACUUCCUGCUGUCACACCAUCCAGGGGGCGGAGCCUCUCUGCAGAACCUAUUGUCUCGUUACGAUUGGUCGGAGCACAGACCUGAUGUCAGCAGUCGCACCCUUACCAACCUGUCCUGCCCUGCCCUGCAGUCAUGCGACCUGCAGUCAUGUGACCCUCACAGCCUCUUGGAGUGGAUCGGAGCCGUGGAUGCCCACAUCAGCUGUGAGAACUCGUCCAGCAGCUUCCUGUCCUCACUGGUGUGUCCUGAGCCGAAGACAACGGUGAGUCGAGCUCUGAGUGUCUCCGUCUGUGGACUACUGCUGCCUCAGGACGUCCACCGACUCAUUCAGCAGAUCAGGUACUACCUGGAGCAGCCUCGCCUGGAGUCCUGGGUGUCACUGACGGUUCAUGGUUUUGUUGACAGUCCAGUGUCGUGGGGAGGAAAUGAACACGGAGUAUUGAGAGGAGGCGAGAACUUCUACAGCCUGCUCAUCUUCCGUGACCAAACCUACCAGCUGCACCUGGCUACAGGAGCACACGACACCUGUCCACCAUGAUGAUGUCAACUGCUCACAUGUGACCUGUUCUGGUUUGAUUUGUAUCUGGAUCAGGUUUUGUUUUAGAAGCCUGUGCCAGGUUAGUUUGGAUUAAAAUGCCUCAGACCGUAUCUUUUAUUUAACAUUUUCAUUUGAGUUGAUAAAAGCACAUUUCCAAAAUAUAUUCCAUUUGAUUUCUUUGAAUCUUAUGUAGAAGUUCACAAAUCAAAGACACCUCGUGGAGUUGAGUUAAUGUUCAGCAAUGAAAUGUUUUCCUUCAUGUGACCUCUCAGACUGAUAAAGUGACCCUCUGUGGGGCUGCAACCCUCAGGUUUAGAAUCACAGACACUCAUACAGUUAUGUAUCAGAUGAUCUCAUACCGAGAAAAUAAAAUGAUGUUGUAGUUAAUUUGGUUUUAACCAACUGA